Messenger RNA from Thalassophryne amazonica, 2012 nucleotides. RefSeq names its product POU domain, class 5, transcription factor 1-like. Gene Ontology annotation, molecular function: DNA-binding transcription factor activity, RNA polymerase II-specific; RNA polymerase II cis-regulatory region sequence-specific DNA binding. NCBI's taxonomy places the organism in Eukaryota, Metazoa, Chordata, Actinopteri, Batrachoidiformes, Batrachoididae. Gene Ontology annotation, biological process: regulation of transcription by RNA polymerase II. The record is from RefSeq and is a predicted model, not a curated record.
UAAUGGUGCCGCAGCAAAGUGGUUCAUUUCUUUUGGGAAAACACGCCCACUACUUUGGGAAAAAUCAAGGUCAUUCACAAAUUCACCAUCAGCUGUGCGCAAUUGUCUGCAGCGGCCAAUGAGCGAAGAGAUACGAGAAGUCCAACACCCCGCAGCUGAGAUUAGGAAAACCUGUGGCGCAAUGCAGGGAAGGCGCAUUUGAGCUUGAAGGUGGAGGUGAGGAUUUUAAGUGCUUCAUGGGAACUAAAAGGCCGCAGGAGCGUUGUAGGUGGUAAUGGUGCGCCAAGACGACGGGCUACUUUUUGCGCAUUUGCUAAGCAGCUUCCUCUCGCUCACUCAGCUUUCUUGAUUUUUGCAAGAAGAUCACAUCGUCUGCAGUAUGUCUGAAAGAUCUCAGAGUCCAGGUUCGGAGUGCCAAACCCGGCCUUAUGACUUCAGCAGGGCCAGCUCCUGCACCCAGGGUUUGGAUCAGGACGGAUUGAGCGGCGCUGCGUCAUUCCAGAUGCCUCCUGGCGUGUUGCCAGACCCGAACCUUCUGUACAACAAAAGCGCCUACAGUGGGCUGACCUCGUCUUCGGGUCAAACCUUUUUCCCUUUCCCACCCGUCGGAAAUGACUACAGGGGAGCUGAGCAUCAGAUCGGGGAGUUUGGACAACCCAAACACUGGUAUCUCUUCGCUGCGCCGGAGUACACCGGACAGGUACCCGGUGUACCGGUGGCGGCGCAGCCGUCAAACCCAAGCCCCCCCUUAGCCGCCACCAGGGAGCAAAUCAAACUGGCCCAAAUAAAGACUGAGAAGGACAGUGGUGAGGAUUACCCCACGGAGGUGAUGGUUCAGCAGUACGCGGCACCUUCGGCCUCCACGCCCCACGGCGUCUACUACUCGGGGCCUUGGAACCCGUCCUUCUGGCCCGGACUUCCCCACAUGGCACCGCCCGGCGGCGGCAGCAGCAACAGCAACCAGAACCACUCGGCACCCUCGACGUUCCCGUCCAUGUCCCCGUCACCCCCCAGCAACGGCCUGCCAAGGAGCGCCUUCUUCAGUGGGAACGCGUCGCAGGCCGCCAGCGGGGCCCAGACGCAGAACCCGACCUCCUCUACGCGCAGCAGCGGCUCCUCCAGCGGAGGGUGCAGCGACUCAGAGGAGGACAACCUCUCCACUGAGGAGCUGGAGCAGUUUGCCAAGGAGCUGAAACACAAACGAAUCACUUUGGGUUUCACUCAAGCUGACGUUGGUCUUGCCCUGGGGAAGCUUUAUGGUAAGAUGUUUAGCCAGACGACUAUCUGCCGCUUCGAGGCUUUGCAGCUGAGUUUUAAGAACAUGUGCAAGCUGAAGCCCCUCCUUCAGAGAUGGCUGAAUGAGGCAGAGACCUCAGAAAACCCCCAGGAUAUGUACAAAAUUGAGCGAGUGUUCGUUGAUACCAGGAAGAGGAAGCGGAGGACCAGUCUGGAGGGAGCUGUGCGCUCUGCUUUGGAGUCCUACUUUGUCAAAUGUCCCAAACCAAACACCCAGGAGAUCACACACAUCUCAGAUGACCUGGGCCUGGAGAGACAGGUGGUGCGUGUGUGGUUCUGCAACAGGAGACAGAAAGGAAAGCGCCUGGCCUUGCCGCUGGAUGAGGAGUGUGAGGGUCAGUACUACGAGCAGAGUCCCUCACCGCUGAACAUGACCACGUCGCCUAUUCCCAGCCAGGGUUACCCUCCUUCCAGUUACCCCGGAGGCCCGCCUGCGCUCUACAUGCCACCUCUUCAUCGACCCGAUGUCUUGAAGCAAGCUCUGCAUCCUGGACUGGUUGGUCACCUGACUGGGUAAACAUGUUCCGCUUCUCUAUCCACAGAUUGUGUUUUUGCCCAGAUUAAGGUGGUGAUGGAUAAGUCCCUUUAGCAGUUUUUGGGACAGAGCUGUUUAAAUGAAGCUUUAGCAGGUUGAUUCAGUGUAGUCUGCUGUACCAGUUGGUAAGAGACUUUAUCAACCACUUCCCUUUUUUAUGUUUCGAGUCCCCCCAUCCCAC